Molecule: messenger RNA, 4269 nt
Organism: Laetiporus sulphureus 93-53
Lineage: Eukaryota; Fungi; Basidiomycota; Agaricomycetes; Polyporales; Laetiporaceae
Product: Pkinase-domain-containing protein
Exons: 4
Coding region: 257-3820 (1187 amino acids)
Biological process (GO): protein phosphorylation; intracellular signal transduction; microtubule cytoskeleton organization
Cellular component (GO): cytoplasm
Molecular function (GO): ATP binding; tau-protein kinase activity; protein serine/threonine kinase activity
Source: RefSeq, a predicted model, not a curated record
CGUCACUCUCUGUCCCGUCGUCGCCGUGGCCGACGACGACGCCCUCUUUCGUCGGGUUCGAGCUGUAUACAUCCUUCGUGAGUAUGCAGCCUGUUAUCGAGUGAUGCGUCGAGCGUGACAACUGCCACGCGUCGUUGCUUCCCUUCGUCCCUCGCCAUCAGCUCGACUUCCUUUUCAACCUUCAUUUUCGCAGCAGCCGAACUGAGUACAAAACUUUGCUAGACUGACUCUUUCGUCGCCGCCCGGUCUGCUCGCCAUGGAUUCGUUCUCGUCGAACCUCCAAGUGCCCGAGCCUGCACAGGCCGGGCCAUCGCGUCAAAUACCGAGACCGGUCUCCGUACAACCUACCAGCACUUCAGCGGCUGUGUCUUCGUCAUCCGGGAGGAAGCGCGCGUCGCAUACAGUCGUCACCAGCCAGCCACAGCCAGAGGAGCAGCCCGUGUAUCGCGAUAUAUACUCGCACCCUGCCGCCGUAGAGUAUCUUGCGGCGCAUCCGAAGCGAACGAUUCCCAAGUUCGGUCCUUACCUUUUACUGCAGACCUUGGGUGAAGGGGAGUUUGGCAAAGUCAAGCUUGGCUUGCAUAUGCAAUGGGGGGAGGAGGUUGCCGUGAAGCUUAUACGGCGUGGUAACAUAGAUUCAUCAGUCCGCAUGUCCAAGGUAGAGCGCGAGAUCGAGGUUCUGAGGACACUUAAGCAUCCCAACAUCGUCCGACUAUACGACGUCAUCGAAACGGAGAAGUACAUUGGAAUCAUUUUAGAGUAUGCGUCAGGCGGUGAGCUGUUUGAUCACAUCCUGGCUCACCGGUAUCUACGCGAGAAGGAUGCAUGCAAGCUCUUUUCGCAGCUCAUUUCUGGCGUUUGGUACAUCCACCAAAAGAAGAUCGUCCAUCGCGAUCUCAAGCUGGAGAACCUCCUCCUUGACCGCCAUCGGAACGUCAUCAUCACCGACUUCGGCUUCGCGAACCGAUUUGAACAUCGUGCGGAUGAUCUCAUGCAGACAAGCUGUGGAUCUCCCUGCUAUGCGGCCCCCGAACUGGUGAUCUCGGACGGGCUGUACGUCGGUUCGGCUGUGGAUAUAUGGUCCUGCGGUGUCAUCCUAUACGCCAUGUUAGCGGGCUACUUACCGUUCGACGACGACCCGGCGAAUCCAGACGGCGACAACAUUAACUUGUUGUACAAAUAUAUUGUCAACACACCACUCUCGUUUCCCGAAUAUGUUUCCGUGGAUGCCCGGGACCUGCUCUCCAUCAUGUUGGUGCCAGACCCUGCGCACCGAGCAGACCUUCCGACCGUUAUGGCGCACAAAUGGUUGGUGCCGUAUGCGCACCUCUUCUCGAAGAACGUCGCGGAAAUGGAGCGCGCGGCGAUGGAGCAGCACCAUCAGAAGAGGUUGGCUUACCAGAGGCAGAUGAAGCAGUCUGCGCAGGAGUCGUCCACGAGCAAGAUCAACCGCAGCCACAGCGCCCGCACAGAGACCUAUGCUAGCACAGUAACUGCUACCGCACCGUCGCGGUCCAGGAGCAGCAAAGACCAGGGCUACAAUCAUCAUGCUCAGCCAGAGUACCUGUACGAGACGUCGGCGGAUCAGGCUGUCUACUCUACGUCCGCUCCACCUAGCGCUUCGCGCCGCGUUUACAAUUCGGCUAUCGUACUCCCCUCCUCGACGCCAAUGGUGGAGGACGAUCCUUUUGCACCGUCAUCACUUCAUGACGUCUCUGUUCCUUCAAUGCCUUCGCAGAAAGACAGGGUCAAUGGCAUGCAUAAUAAGGGCAAGGCCGACGGCGAUGCGAGCCAGACGCUUGACGGCGUGCAUACAAUCGCUCCAUCUAAGUCGCAACCGGAUACUAAACGAGCGAAGGGCGGUUUCAGGCACACUAUCCAGGUCGAGUAUGGCGAGUCUGAAUCUCAGCCACAGCCACACAGGGCGACGAGCAAAGCCAUCGAUGCCAUGGAUGUCGAUGUUGUGCCUGUUGCUGGGCCUCCUACCCCGACCAUGGAGCGAGAAAGACCAUCACGGAAGGAGUCUGGAGACGAAGCUCACACUGUUGAGAAGUCGCAACCUGUCAUACCUGCUCCCUCUUCGCAUCGCCGCUCCGACACCAUCACGUCGAUUUCCAGGUUUCCUGCCCCUACUCCCGCUACUGCGGCUGCUCCUGUCGUCUCCAUUGAAGUCACCGGUCCACCGGUCUCUCCGAUCGUUUCCACGGAAGAAAAGGCACCGUCCGCUUCAGAGAAGACGGAUACUACGUCGUCGAAGCAGAGUCGCCACCGGAGAGGGCUGUCCAUCGACAAGAUUGGUAUCACCAAGAUUUUCGGGUCUACGACCGAACAAUCGAACGACACUGCGUCCCGCGCAUCCUCACAGAACAAGAAGCCUAAUGCCAUACGUACAUCGUCGUCAGACGCCAUCGCUACGUCGGCGAAGUCCGAUACGGGCGGGAGGCCGUCCACAUUUCAAGUGCCACUUUCGUCUUCUCCUGUUGCUACCGAUUCUACUGCGCCUUCGGCCCUGCUGAGCCCAGAUAAUAGUGUGAAGAAGGCGAGGAGGAACACGCUCACUGUGGUGGCUGAGCCGUGGAAUCGCAUCAAGCAGCGGUCAAAGGGCAAUAAACAGGCUAUUGAGGCGCCGAUGCAAGAGAAGCCGCUUGUAUAUGAUGAAAAGAAAGCGGCAGCAGCGGAAGCUCUCUCGUCGCCCAUCGUUCCGCCGAAGUCGCCUGUUGUUCCGCCGAAGCUGUCGCCUAUCCACAACGUGCUUCCCUCGGCCACACCUCAACUCCCCGAGACUCCGGAGUCAGAUUUGCGUAUGCCGCUUUUCAAGGGUCAUCGUACCGCGGUGCCUGCCUCGACGGUGAAGGCCAGCAGGGUUAUGCAGUGGUUCAGGUCUAAGAGCAAGACGAGGGCUGGUAGUACAGAUGACGAGGCUGAGAAGAGUACGGCGGAAAUAGAGACUGUGAAGCGAGGACAGACCCCCUCGACAGGUACCGUCAAUGGUACUUCGGGUCGCCUUGCAACGCCCGUCGAUGCUCGUGUGCCGUUCCAGGGUGCUCAUGGUGGAAGGUCUGCGUCAUCGAAUGCAGAGCCGGCUUCUGGGAAUAGCCUCGCUGAACGCGUCCGCAACAUCGGAGGCGGUGCGCGGAGGACCAACCGUGCAUAUCCUGAUAUCCGCACCCAUCAUGGCGCGGUUGACCAGACGACAGUCACGACUGCUCCGCCGCCGGAGGUUAUGCAGCAUGUGCGGAAGGUGUUGGAGGGCAUGGGCGUAGACAUACACGUGGAGAGCGAAUACAAGUACCGCUGUGUCAGACCCAAGAAGGCGAAGUCUCGAAACGGUGUGGGUCUUGGAUUGCGUGAUGGUUCAGGCAGCGGUCUGGCAGUGUUCACAAUGGUUGGUUCGGCCGCGUCCAAUGGCGUUGACAAACGGGGACUUCCCCAGCCCUCACAGACACACACGUCGUUCAGCUCAGGCAGUAUGUUGAGGGGACUGCUCAUGCGGCGGCAGUCCUCGCAGGUAUCCACGUCGUCUCUCAAUCACGGCCACAACUUGCACACUUUAGACGGCGAAACUUCGCCCGAUGCCAUCAUCGCAGCGGCAGUGCCUGGCAGGCCCAGCGCUGACUCGCCGAUUGCGACCGAAUCCGUGUAUGGAGACUCCCAGCAGGAUCAGGGAGACGAGAUUCGAUUCUCCGUCGAGCUGACGCGCAUGGACCGGCUGAACGACACGUAUAGUCUUGACAUCCGACGCCUGAAGGGGAAUCUUAGGAGUUACAAGUUUGUGUAUGAUACUCUGCGACAGCGUGCUGACCUUCAACGCGUUGCGUAAGGUGUCGACAGUAUUAUGGUAGAGCCUUCCCGUCAUCGCAUCGGUUCCCCCCUUUGUCUUCUCGUUUCUUUGUCUCUGCAUCAAAGGCUUGGACAUCUGGUCUGCGUACCAUUAUACCUCUUCUAAUUGCCAGUGUUUGCGCGUCGAGUACUUAAUCCCUCUCUGGCCGUUUCUGUUUUUCUACUUUCCUAGGUAGCUUCCCGGAUUUCUUUCUGCAAUUUUCACUGCAUUGCUAGUUCUUCGGUUCACUGCGGUAACCAAGCUCACACUCCUGCGAGCAGCAUACCGGUUUUCUAUUGCGAUUAUGUUUGAGUCUUGAUCGCCAUGUGGAUCCGGAGAAGUACACAUAUCGUCGUGACAUACAUGCAUGCAUCUCGCACUCUGCACAUCCCAGUCGCUCUCCCAGACGUACACCAAAAAAAAACAAUUAUUACUUCAAAGUUGCCUGA